CAAACAUGGCCUGAGCCAGUCGACACACCUGGCAUCCUUCCACGCCAUCUGAUCAGAUCGGCAUCCUCACAUCUUCCCUUCCUUGAGAUCAUGCAUCGGUUGCUGUAUCGCGUAAGGCCAGACUCCCACAGCGAUCUGGACAAGGUCUUGGCAGCCAUAGCGCUCUACAGCGCUGCAGUUCCUGCAUACAAGUACCUGAAAGAGUUCUUUAAAUGGGCCUUUACCGUUCAGGUCUCCAUACCGGAAGAUGAUCCCGCUGCGAAGGAUGUCUUGGCUUGGAUGAGCGUUGAGGUCAUUCAGAAUCGGCAUAGCCGGAGCGCCAUGAUUGUCACCGAAAGCGGCUCGCAGCAUGACCCGAUGAACCAGUACGCCAAUCCAGUUCAUAGAUUCAAUGCACGCCAGAAGAAGAAAAGGGGGGUUGCAGACAACGAGGUGUCAUGCUCGCCUCCCAUCGGGUCGCGAAUCUUUUGGGUAGGCCUCCGGCCAUUCCUCUUCGAUCGUGUAGGGGGAUCAGGAGGCCAUACACAUCCUAGCUUCAGCGGCAACAAUCUCGAUGCAAGCGGCAGAUUGAGCAACGCCCUUACCAUCACCACGCUGGGCUGGAAUCUGGGGCCUCUCAAGGACUUCGUAACGCAAUGCCACCAAUGGAAAAAGGCAAACAUGGCAGGCACGACAACAGUCUACUUCGCUGGAGGUGGUGCCUAUGACUCCUACGGCGGUGGGGCAUGGCAAUCCAUCAACAAGCCUGUGAGGAAACUCGACACUAUCGACAUGGACGAAAGCGUCAAGCUGGAUCUGGUGCGCGAUGCGGAAUACUACUACAGCGAGCAGUCGAAACAAUUUUUUGCAGAUUGCGGUAUUCCAUACCGUCGCGGUUACCUUUUGCACGGCCCACCUGGUACUGGGAAAACAUCCUUCAGCGCCGCUCUUGCAGGCCACCUCGGCUGUGACAUCUACCACAUUAACCUAGCAUCCGGAGACGUCACCGAUGGCAAGCUCCAUAGUUUGUUUCUCGGCCUUCCGCAGAAAUGCGUCGUCGUCAUCGAAGACAUCGACUCAGCUGGUAUCGAACGCGAGUUCACAACGGAACAGAAACAGGCUGCGGCAGACGUCGAUUUGGCUGAUCAGAUGGUGCCUCCUCAGCACAGAAUGAGGACAAUGCAGAUGCAGGCACCAGCUGGGCAGAAGGGACGCAGCCUCAUCACUCUCAGUGGCCUCCUGAACGCCAUCGACGGAAACGCCUCGCAGGAAGGCCGUCUCCUCAUCCUUACCUCAAACAAGCCCGAUGCGCUGGACGACGCCCUCACGCGGCCAGGCCGGAUUGACAAGAAGGUAUACUUUGGCAAUAUGAGCAAAUCAGCAGGGAAGAGCAUCUUUAUGCGCCUCAUCGGCCGUUCCGCGCUCGCCCACGACGCCGUCUUCUCGAUGGCGUACAUUGAGCAGUGCGCGGCAGAAUUCGCAGAGAAGGUGCCUGCGCAUACCUUCACCCCUGCGCAGGUCCAGAACUUCCUGCAGGCAUGUCGCGGCAACCCCGACAAGGCACUCGCUGAGAUUGAAGACUGGGUCGCUGAGAACCGACCCGCG
Didymella exigua CBS 183.55 is the source of this 1584-nucleotide messenger RNA. RefSeq names its product P-loop containing nucleoside triphosphate hydrolase protein. The record is from RefSeq and is a predicted model, not a curated record. Gene Ontology annotation, molecular function: ATP binding; ATP hydrolysis activity. Gene Ontology annotation, biological process: mitochondrial respiratory chain complex III assembly; protein insertion into mitochondrial inner membrane from matrix. The annotation marks the transcript as partial. The transcript has a single exon. Gene Ontology annotation, cellular component: mitochondrial inner membrane. NCBI's taxonomy places the organism in Eukaryota, Fungi, Ascomycota, Dothideomycetes, Pleosporales, Didymellaceae.